Molecule: messenger RNA, 3846 nt
Organism: Camelus dromedarius (Arabian camel)
Lineage: Eukaryota; Metazoa; Chordata; Mammalia; Artiodactyla; Camelidae
Gene: PPP4R1
Product: protein phosphatase 4 regulatory subunit 1
Exons: 19
Coding region: 267-2966 (899 amino acids)
Biological process (GO): protein dephosphorylation
Molecular function (GO): protein phosphatase regulator activity; protein binding
Source: RefSeq, a predicted model, not a curated record
UGUUUCCGCAGACGUCUCCGUUUCUGACGGUCUUCGUCCCUUUGUGUAGAUCCUGACUUCCGUCUGGUAUCACUUUCGUUUUGCUUGAAAGACUUUCUUUCGUAUUUCUUGUAGUGCAGGUCUGCUGCUGGUGAUGGUUGCCAGCUUUUGUAUGUCAGAGAGAGUCUUUAUUUCACCUUUGUGUUUGAAAGACAUGAAUUUCAAAGAUAUUUGAGCGCUUUCUGUUCACUGGAUGUAGAGCCCUGGACUUUGUCUCACAAGAUGAAAUGUUGACGCCGCUGGGGAGGUUGGACAAGUAUGCUGCGAGCGACAACGUGUUUAACAGACAAAUGGUGGCCCGGAGUUUGCUGGAUACACUGAGGGAAGUCUGCGAUGAUGAAAGAGAUUGUAUUGCCGUUUUGGAAAGAAUUAGCAGAUUAGCUGAUGACUCAGAACCAACGGUGAGAGCAGAGCUGAUGGAGCAGGUGCCCCACAUCGCCUUGUUCUGUCAAGAAAACCGGCCCGCCAUCCCCUAUGCUUUCUCCAAAUACCUGCUGCCUAUCGUGGUGAGGUACCUGGCAGAUCAGAAUAACCAGGUGAGGAAGACCAGCCAGGCGGCCCUGCUGGCUCUGCUGGAGCAGGAGCUGAUUGAACGGUUCGACGUGGAGACCAAAGUGUGCCCCGUCCUCGUGGGGCUGACCGCCCCCGACAGCACCGACGACGUGAAGACGGAAGCGGUGGCCAUAAUGUGCAGAAUGGCCCCCAUGGUUGGGAAGGACAUCACCGAGCGCCUUAUCCUCCCCCGGUUCUGUGAGAUGUGCUGUGACUGCAGAAUGUUUCAUGUUCGAAAGGUGUGUGCUGCCAACUUUGGAGACAUUUGCAGUGUAGUUGGCCAGCAGGCUACUGAGGAGAUGUUGCUGCCUAGGUUUUUCCAGCUUUGCUCUGAUAACGUGUGGGGCGUCCGGAAGGCCUGUGCCGAGUGCUUCAUGGCGGUUUCCUGUGCAACGUGUCAAGAAAUCCGACGGACUAAAUUAUCUGCACUGUUUAUUAAUUUGAUCAGUGAUCCUUCACGUUGGGUUCGCCAGGCAGCUUUUCAGUCUCUGGGACCUUUCAUAUCUACUUUUGCUAAUCCAUCUAGCUCAGGCCAGUACUUUAAAGAAGAAAGCAAAAGUUCAGAAGAUGCAUCAGUGGAAGACAAAAAUAGGACCAGAGACCAGGAAGCCCCCGAGGAUGUCCAGAUCAGGCCGGAGGACGCCCCCACGGAGCCAGCUGCUGGUCCUCCCCGUGUUGAACUGGAAGGCACGCUGAAAGACGGCACUGAAAACCCUCGGAGACCUCCUGGCGAAGCAGCCGCUCUGGUGGGCAGCUCUGUGCUCUGUGCUUGGUCCUCAGAGCCCCCCCAGGAGGCGGCCGGCGACGAGAAGGACAGAAAGCCUGGGCACGGCCGGUCUGCGUCGCGGUUGGAGGAGCCAGGCCUCCUGGACCAGGAGUACAACUCCUUCCAUUUCUGGAGGACUCCUCUUCCCGAAAUAGAUCUUGACAUGGAGCUGGGGCAGGGCUCUGGGAGCCCCCUCGGCCCAGAGGGCCCGGGAGCAGCACCCCAAGUCUCCGUGCCCGGCUCUGCAAGCCUCACCAUGGCCACCAGGAAGGAGCUGGAGGAGCUGAUCGAGAACCUGGAGCCGCACGUCGACGACCCGGACGUCAGAGCGCAGGUGGACGUGCUGGCCGCCGCCCUGCGCGCCUCCAGCCUGGAUGCCUGUGAUGAGCCCGGCGAGGCGGCCAGGAGGAGCCCCGUGCAGGACGAGCCGGCCGCCGGCGAGCUCCCUGGCUGCGGACUCAGCCACGAAGCCUCCGUGCCUUUGAUCAGCGAUGCUGUUGAGGACGUGGACUCCGCCCUCUGCUACAUGCACCACGAUCCGGACUUGGGCAGCGACGGCGGUUUCAGCCCCGACGAGGAGAGGAGACCCAGAGUCCAGGAUGUGGUGCCUCAGGCUCUGCUGGACCAGUACCUGUCCAUGACCGACCCUUCCCGGGCCCAGACAGUCGACACGGAGAUCGCCAAGCACUGCGCCUACAGCCUGCCGGGCGUGGCCCUGACCCUGGGCCGGCAGAACUGGCACUGCCUGCGGGAGACCUACGAGACCCUGGCCUCGGACAUGCAGUGGAAAGUUCGGAGAACCCUGGCCUUCUCCAUCCAUGAGCUCGCUGUCAUCCUGGGGGAUCAGCUGACGGCAGCAGAUCUGGUUCCAAUUUUCAAUGGAUUCUUGAAAGACCUCGAUGAAGUCAGGAUAGGUGUCCUCAAACACCUGCAUGAUUUUCUAAAGCUCCUUCAUGUUGACAAGAGACGAGAGUACCUGUACCAGCUGCAGGAGUUUCUGGUGACGGACAACAGCAGGAACUGGCGCUUCCGGGCGGAGCUGGCUGAGCAGCUGAUCUUGCUCCUGGAGCUGUACAGCCCCAGGGACGUCUACGACUACCUGCGCCCCAUCGCCCUGAGCCUGUGCGCGGACAAGGUCUCCUCCGUCCGCUGGAUCUCCUACAAGCUGGUCAGCGAAAUGGUGCGGAAGCUGCACCGCGCGGCGCCGCCCUCCUUCGGGGUGGACCUGAUCCACGAGCUGGUGGAGAAUUUCGGCCGCUGCCCACGCUGGUCCGGGCGCCAGGCCUUCGUCUUCGUCUGCCAGACGGUCAUCGAGGACGACUGCCUCCCCAUGGACCAGUUUGCGCUGCACCUCAUGCCGCACCUGCUGACCUUGGCCAACGACAGAGUCCCCAACGUUCGAGUGCUGCUCGCCAAGACGCUAAGACAGACUCUACUAGAAAAAGAGUACUUCUCGGCCUCGGCCAGCUGCCACCAGGAGGCGGUGGAGCAGACCAUUGUGGCCCUGCAGAUGGACCGCGACAGUGACGUCAAGUACUUCGCCAGCACCCACCCCGCCGGCACCAGGAUCUCCGAAGACGCCUUGAGCACGGCCUCCUCCACCUACUAGUCGCCGCGGCCGCGGGGCCCGCGUGCCGAGGGCCAGGGUCCCGCCGCGCCCCACUCGCCCGGCCGGCCCGGGCUCCGCCCGCGGACUGAAUGGCAGGUGCAAGUCGCCUGCGCCGCACCAGGGAUUUUCAGAGUCGAGAGAAAGUACAGUAAACACUAUGAUCUUGUCUUGACUUGAAGGGAAAGUAAUUUCUCAGAGGAUUAUAAUCGUCACCGAAGCCUUAAACCCUUCCGUCUUCCUGACUGAGUAGACCUUGAAUUGGUCAGGCGUGUCCCUCGUGGAGGGGACGGGAGUCCCGGGGCCCGCGUGGCUUUCUGCUGGCUUUACUGAAGGACCGCCGUGAGCGCCCUCAGUGCAGGCGAGGAGCUGCGGGGGUGCGCCCGGCCAGCCGGCAUGUGAAUAGUUUCCAGCGUGUGUGAACGGGGCAGGAGCGUCUGUCUGGGUUUCUCCUGGGGCUUGAUGCUGGCACUAGAGUCUGACCUUAACUCCUACGCAGCACCCGGCUGCACACGGUGACGGAGCGUGGCCGAGCGCCUGUAUCCUGUUGUCUCUCAUGCUGGGCCAUGACCUGAAGGAAACUUGUGAGCAGGUGUGCAGGGUGUCGGGCGUCCUGAGCUGGACCACGCCCGGCCCUGGGUGCACUGUGUGUGUCUCUCUGCGUGCUGCACACGCCUGCGACCCUCCGGGGAGGGCGCGCUCCAAUCAUGCUGUUGUGCACAAGUUCUCCUGUCCAGAGAAAAUUUAUUCCUAAGGUCUACACAGAGAGCGCUGCCCCUUUGACUGUUUUCUAGAUACCUGCGAAUAAAUGCAAUUCGUGACCUGUAUUAAUGAUUUUAGUAUAAAGUGGGAGAACUAGAUUAAAAUAUUUGUCUUUUACCUA